UGGCGGCUCCCGGAGUCCGGAGGGCGGAGAUGAGUUCUCAACAGUUUCCCCGUUCCGGAGCCCCUUCUGCCGGGCUGGGCCAAGCUCCAUCCCAGAUUUCCAGUACUGGGGCCACAGGGCUGAUAAACCCAGCAACCGCAGCGGUCAAUGAGGAGUCCAGUCGGGAUCCCGAAGGCCCCAACGGCUCCCUCCAGUCUCGCGAAGAAAAGCAGGAGCCGGUGGUGGUGCGGCCCUACCCGCAGGCCCCCCAGGUCCCGCCGGUCCCUCACGUCCCCCAGGUGCAGGUGUUGACGCCGCACCACGCCGUCUCGUCCGCCGCGCCCGUCGCCGUCACCGCCCCCCCCGCCCACCUCGCCUCAGCCGUGCCGCUCUCCUUCUCGGAAGGGCUCAUGAAGCCUCCCCUGAAGCCCACCAUGCCGAGUCGGCCCAUCGCUCCCGCCCCUCCUUCUACUCUGUCGGUGCCGCCCAAGGUCCCCGGCCAGGUCACCGUCACCAUGGAAAGCAGCAUCCCGCAGGCCUCCGCCAUCCCCGUGGCAACCAUCAGUGGACAACAGGGGCACCCCAGUAACUUGCAUCACAUCAUGGCAGCAAACGUGCAGAUGUCCAUCAUCCGCAGUAGUGCUCCCGGCCCGCCUCUUCACAUAGGAGCAUCCCAUUUACCCCGAGGUGCCGCCGCCGCGGCGGUGAUGUCCAGUUCCAAAGUAACUACGGUCCUGCGGCCCACUUCCCAGUUGCCCAACGCAGCUACUGCUCAGCCAGCGGUCCAGCACAUCAUUCACCAACCGAUCCAGUCUCGACCUCCCGUGACCACCUCAAAUACCAUCCCUCCCGCCGUGGUGGCAACAGUUUCGGCCUCAAGAGCUCAGUCUCCCGUCAUUACUACAACAGCAGCGCAUGCUACAGAUUCAACUCUUAGUCGGCCAACUUUGUCUCUCCAGCAUGCACCUUCUGCAGCGAUAAGUAUUCACCGACCUACCCAGUCCAGGGAUGCAGCAACCCGAAUCACAUUACCGUCUCACCCGGCCAUAGGGACCCAGAAACAGCAGCUUCAUACCAUGGCGCAGAAAACCAUCUUUAGUACUGGCACCCCAGUAGCAGCAGCAACAGUGGCACCCAUUUUGGCAACUAACACCAUUCCUUCAGCAACCACCGCAGGAUCUGUGUCGAACACACAGGCGCCCACAAGUACUAUUGUCACCAUGACAAUGCCCUCACAUUCAUCCCAUGCUACUGCUGUGACCACCUCCAACAUCCCAGUUGCGAAAGUGGUCCCCCAGCAGAUUACGCACACGUCCCCCAGGAUUCAACCCGAUUACCCCACAGAGAGGAGUAGCCUUAUUCCCAUUUCUGGACAUCGGGCCUCUCCAAAUCCGGUUGCGAUGGAAACCAGGAACGACAACAGGCAGUCUGUUCCUGUUCAGUUCCAAUAUUUCUUGCCAACGUACCCUCCUUCGGCCUACCCGCUGGCUGCUCACACAUACACCCCAAUCACCAGUUCUGUAUCUACAAUACGACAGUAUCCAGUUUCAGCUCAGGGCCCCAACUCUGCUCAGCUCACAGCCCAGACCGGGGUCGGCGUGGCCUCCACAGUGCACCUCAAUCCGAUGCAGCUGAUGACGGUGGAUGCGUCUCACGCCCGCCACAUCCAAGGGAUCCAGCCAGCACCGAUCGGAGCGCAGGGGAUCCAGCCGGCCCCGAUUGGAGCUCAGGGACUUCACCCGGCCGCGCCGAUUAACGCCCAGGGACUUCAGCCUGCACCGCUCGGGGCUCAGCAGCCACAGACGGAAGCGAAAACCUCAGCGGUAGUGUUGGCGGAAGGGGCAACGAUUGUCGCCAACCCUAUUAGUAACACAUUCAGUGCAGCUCCAGCAGCUACUACGGUGGUGCAGACGCACAGCCAGAGUGCCAGCACCAGUGUUCCUGCCCAGGGCUCGUCCCCUCGUCCAAGUAUCCUCCGUAAGAAACCGGCCACGGAUGGAUGGAUAGGGCCACACGUUCCCAGAAGGCAGCUGGGAGACCUGUCAUGGCUUCUUCACAGCACGGCCGUUCGGAAAAACCUCAUUCCGCCUCAGCCUCCUGACGUCGCCAGCCCUCGAGUGGAGAGUUCUCUGCGGACCCCAUCGGGAUCCCCCAGGCCUGCGGGCUCGAAGCCUAAAUCGGAAAUCCACGUCUCCAUGGGCGCGCCGGUGGCCGUGUCUGUGGAUGCCGUGUCCAGCCAGAGCGGGGACCAGCCCACCAUGGCCAUCCCGCCCAGCGCUCAGCCCCCGGCGCCUGCCAUUCCCGGCAUCCUGGCGGCCGCCAGCCCGCCGUCGCAGCCGGCCGCCGCCCUGGCCGGCAUUCCGGGCUCGGUGCCCGGCACCUCUCCCAUCCCCAUCCCCACCCUCGCAGCCGCCCCUCCGCCGGCGGUGGUCGGAAGCGCCCUCUCCGCCGUCCUGGGGCCCGCCGUGCCUGACAUCAAAAUUAAAGAAGAAAUGGAGCCCAUGGACAUCAUGCGGCCAGUCUCCGCAGUUCCGCCUCUGACGCCGAACACCGUGUCUCCGUCUCUUGCUCUGCUGGCCAACAACUUGUCUCUGCCUCCGAGCGAGCUCCCGCCGGGUGCGUCCCCGCGGAAAAAGCCCCGGAAGCAGCAGCACGUGAUUUCCACCGAGGAGGGUGACAUGAUGGAGGCGAAUAGCACCGACGACGAGAAGUCCACCGCCAAGAGUUUGCUGGUGAAGGCGGAGAAGCGAAAGUCUCCUCCCAAGGAGUAUAUCGAUGAGGAAGGUGUGAGGUACGUGCCUGUACGCCCGAGACCCCCUAUUACUCUGCUCCGCCAUUACCGGAAUCCCUGGAAAGCUGCUUAUCACCACUUUCAGCGAUACAGUGAUGUCAGAGUCAAAGAGGAGAAGAAGGCCAUGCUGCAGGAGAUAGCCAACCAGAAAGGAGUGUCCUGCCGGGCUCAAGGCUGGAAAGUUCACCUCUGUGCGGCCCAGUUACUGCAGCUGACUAAUCUGGAGCACGACGUGUAUGAGAGACUCACCACCUUGCAAGAAGGAAUAAUCCCGAAGAAAAAGGCAGCAACAGAUGAUGACCUCCACCGGAUAAAUGAACUGAUACAGGGUAAUAUGCAGAGAUGUAAACUUGUGAUGGAUCAAAUCAACGAAGCCAGAGACUCCAUGCUGAAAGUUUUAGAUCACAAAGAACGGGUUCUGAAGCUUCUAAACAAGAACGGGACUGUCAAGAAAGUGUCCAAAUUAAAGCGAAAGGAAAAAGUCUAAACCCCAAAGGCGUCUGGACCGUGGAAACAAUGAACAACGGUGAACAAUGGUGUUGGGGUUUGGGGGCCGGGGGGACUUUUCCGGUGGCGUUUUAAGUGGAACAUGCACGUAAAGGAAGAUUAAAAGAGUUACAGGGCGAGGCGAGGGUCCGACCCGAGGCACCCAGAGACCUGGAGGGACCGUAGCCGAUCCGGCCCGUUGAACAGAGACCUUCCUUUCUGACGCAUCCGUUUCCAACCCGCUUGGCGGUCGUGUAUUUGUUUCUAGCCCUCCUGACGUGUCGGUGGCUGCUAAUCAGAACCAGCGACACGAACGUGUGGCAGGCGGGUCUGGGCCUUCCGCCCAGAGACAUACAGAACCGGGACUGAAAGCAUCAGCUUGGACCGCUGAAAGCGUCUCUCGACCCUGAAGAUGAAGCCCCUCACAGUCCGUCCCGUCCCCCCCCACCCCCCAACCC
This is a messenger RNA of Tachyglossus aculeatus (Australian echidna), 3714 nucleotides long. It is a transcript of the gene SAP130, whose product is annotated as Sin3A associated protein 130. Gene Ontology annotation, cellular component: Sin3-type complex. Gene Ontology annotation, biological process: negative regulation of transcription by RNA polymerase II. NCBI's taxonomy places the organism in Eukaryota, Metazoa, Chordata, Mammalia, Monotremata, Tachyglossidae. The coding region runs from base 30 to 3257 and encodes 1075 amino acids. The record is from RefSeq and is a predicted model, not a curated record. The transcript is spliced from 22 exons.